UCAGUGGCAGAGCAUUGUCGUAGUGCUAAUUCCUUUGUAGUGUGUUUUGGGUCUUAUUCCAGCAGGAUUCCCAUCCACCAGAUACGAUCCCACCAAUAAACCCAAUAUGGCCAGUAGAGACCUACAGAGACCAUUAUAGUUUCCAUUAAAUUCCCAUUAUAACCCUCAAAUCUAUAGGAUUUGUGUGAUGGUUUCUAAUAUAUUUUUCCUCAGCAGGGUUGUUGGUGCAGCUCAUUAUCUAUAACGUUUUUAAUACAUUAAUAAAACCAAAAUCAAAAACUUUUUUACAUUUUAAUGGUAAAUACAUCCUCCAGAUCUGAGAUGAGUUGUGACUGGGUCACUGGAAACGCAACACUGAGCGCAUGUGUCGUGUAUUAAUCCGCUUACGGCAGCAGAUGCGCGUCUGUCAAUCAAGCAGAGCCGGGCGCGCGCGAACUUGAGAGCACGAGAGAAAGAACGCAGCAGGUGCGCACGGGAGCCAAAACAACCAUCCAAAAAAAGUAAAUAAAUGUUACUUAACUAGUCAUGUAAGUGGUAGUAUCGACAAAAUCUAGUUAAUUUACCGGGAAACGUAAUGCCAUCGCUGGAUGAAACUGAACCUGUGAAUAAAGACUGCGGCGCGCCUCCGGUUCCGCCGAGAGCGACUCUUCACCGUACUGACGCGCCGGCGCCCGUCGUACCUGUGCGCGAGGUCAAGUGUGUACUGGUCGGGGAUGGCGCGGUCGGUAAAACCAGUUUGAUCAUCAGCUACACCACUAACGGAUACCCGGCUGAACACAUCCCUACUGCAUAUGAUCGCUUCACAGCUAAGGUUGUAGUGGAUGGUAGACCUGUUCAACUUCAGCUGUGUGACAUGGCAGGACAGGAUGAGUUUGAUCGCCUCCGUCCGCUCUGUUACCACAACGCUGAUGUAUUCUUGCUGUGCUACAGCGUCAUUCUUCCAGUCUCCUUUAAGAACGUCAUGGACCGCUGGGCUCCAGAAGUCCAUCGCCUGUGUCCGGGCAUCCCAGUGAUCCUCGUGGGCACCCAGUGUGAUUUACGUGAGGACGUGCAGGUACUGAUCCAACUGGCAGACAAGCAGGAGAAACCGGUCAGCGAGGACGAAGGCCGUUUGUGCGCCCGUAGCAUCGGUGCUGUGACCUUUGCCGAAUGCUCGGCGCUGACGCAGAAGAACCUAAAGGAAGUGUUUGAUGCGGCCAUCGUGGUGAGCAUGCAGCAGGAGGGGGCGUGGCUAAGGAGACAGACAUUUAGAGACAAAACACCAGAUAAAAUCAAGCAGCUGUCAGAAACGUGGUGGAGAAAGUUGAGCUGUUUAGUUUAAAAAACUGGGUUGUAAAAAGAUUACAAGACAAUCAUAAUAUAAGGAGUCUCUUUCUUACUUCGAUAAAUCAAUGCAGUCGGAAUUGAAUGGAAAUGAAAAGUGAUCUCAGUACAUCAGACAGGUCACAGUGGUGUACUGAGCAGGAAGUUUCUGGAAUUUAAGAGGGCUUGGUGACAUCAACCGAAACUGAAAAUUGUUUUCAAACUGGAGAAAGUCAAAUGAAAGAUUACAAAAAUAUUUUUUUUCUUUGGAAUAACCUAGCAAAUAUGUAAGAAAACGUGCCCAAAUAACGUGUGUUCAAAAGUAUCCAUUUUGAUUUCACAUUGAGUGUACUCCUAAAAAAGUGCUUAUAUGUAUGAUUUAGGUGCAAUACCUAUAUGUAUCUAUAAGGUAUCAAUUAUGUACCUUUUAGGUACUUUUUAGAAGGGUACGACCCCAAUAACAUCUUAGAUAUAACAUAAUAUCUAUUAUAUAGAAUGUAAUUACUUAUUUAUUUAUUUAUUCAUCAGUUAGUCUGGGCCAAAAGGACAGGACGUCAUGUAGUCUUACCUGUUAUUUGUUGUACUUGGUACUGUAGACAUGCGUUUGGAUGAUGCAGGAUUGUUUGUGUCAGUUUGCUACUGUAUGUCACAUUGCUUUCACAUCACAAGAUUAACCCGUGAACAGACUGAAGAUCAAGAUGAGACGUGACAAAAAGAGAAUCCAACACCUGU
Molecule: messenger RNA, 2034 nt
Organism: Paramisgurnus dabryanus
Lineage: Eukaryota; Metazoa; Chordata; Actinopteri; Cypriniformes; Cobitidae
Product: rho-related GTP-binding protein RhoU
Biological process (GO): small GTPase-mediated signal transduction
Molecular function (GO): GTPase activity; GTP binding
Source: RefSeq, a predicted model, not a curated record